AUGAGAAGAUCCAAGAAGAAUACCGCAUUGGCAGGUGGCCCAUCCACAAGCGAUAAUCCCAACAGGCCUACCAACGGAUCCGCCGUUUCUGAGCACCGAAGAAGGCAACUGCGGAGAGCACAGCAAGCAUAUCACCAGCGCAAGGAAUCAACAACGCUAUCCCUGAGAAAUCAGGUUGAACUCCUACAGACAACAAUUGAGGAACUAGAUCGAACGUUCCAAACGUACCAUAAUAAGGUGGAAACAUCCGACCUAUCAUGUUCUGAUACGACCCUACGAAGAACUCUACAACACAUUCGUGAAGAAUUUCUUGCCAUUUCUGGAGCUUCAAGAAUGAAUGGGGAUCUUCGAAGCCCCUUCCGAACAAAUGGAAGCACGUCAAACGUAAUGCAACGCAGGCAUCGUGCAGGAGGCUCCCAGCAGGAAGAAUUUGAAUCUGAAAUAGCCAUCACGGCUAGGUGUGUCAGUCGAAGCCCAGGGUUAGCCCGCCGAGGCUCGUCUUUCUACAUGGCAAACUCCGAAGAAAUCAAUCGACCGUAUGGAUUAUCCUCUGGACGUAAUUCAUCCACUUCGACACCAACGACCGACUUUUUAAACACACCAACAUGCAAUGUAGGCCACGGCAUUUUUCCUGAUAUUAUCAUUCCUGCGCAUCUGUUUUCUUCACCUAUGCCCUACUUUCGGGAGACUUCUUUUGAACGCCGGCUGCAUCGAGCCUGUUUGAAAAACGGGUACGACUUGCUGGUAGAUCCAACUACUGAUCCGGACAAUGCGAGGAGAGUAUUCAGGCUCCCAUUGACAUUCUCUGAUCGAGGCUCAAUUGUCCAACGGGUGCAAGGGCUUCUUGAAGACGGGUUAGAGGAAGCUCCAGAGAUGUGGGAUAUGCCCUUCUUCCUGCUAGGAGGAGCGGGAACUCAUUAUCCCCGAAGAGAUCAAGGAGGGAGACCUAUUCUCCCCCCUAAUUCCGUGCCUAUGAAUAAAUUAAUUGGUGCUUUGACACAUCAGGCAGCACAGCCAGAAUCGGUCAACAGUAUUGACGAGUUUCUGGCUGGCCUUGGUCUUGAUGGGGAGUGGUAUGAUUCGUAUGACGUAGAAGGCUAUCUCAUGGAGAAAGGUAUCCUCCUGGAUGGAGAUACUACAUUUUGCAAAGUGCCUAAACAUAUAUGGCCAACGGAGUAUCCACCUCCCGGCGCUAUAUCUAGCAAUCCCUCAGAUGACGUGCAACUCGAACGUUCAUUUCAAGAAUACACCCAUUCCGGGAAUGCAGAUCUCAGUGGAAUAUACUCGUCUGCCCAUCUCCAGCCCAUGACACAGGUGUCAUAUGCGCAGUCUUUCUCGUUACAGGGCGUUGGAGCAAGUUGGAGUGAUCCUAAUAUGAACGGCUCUUGGAUCUUUGAUAUCUCAUUCAGUCUGGCCUUUGCUUCGGGCGUUGUCCCGCGUUUCGUCGAGAAGAUGUGGAAAACACAUUUCGCCUUGCAAUCUGUAGAAGCUUUUUAG
Aspergillus caelatus is the source of this 1497-nucleotide messenger RNA. RefSeq lists its product as uncharacterized. Bases 1 to 1497 code for a protein of 498 amino acids. Gene Ontology annotation, molecular function: DNA-binding transcription factor activity. Gene Ontology annotation, biological process: regulation of DNA-templated transcription. Lineage: Eukaryota; Fungi; Ascomycota; Eurotiomycetes; Eurotiales; Aspergillaceae. The record is from RefSeq and is a predicted model, not a curated record. The transcript has 4 exons.